GAUAUGUAGACUUCCGCACAGUCCACAACUAGUUGUUAGGUUGUUUGCGAUCUGCUUGUCAGCUGAUUUGCCAGUAAAAAGAAGAACUUUGCUACCUAACAUUAAGUAAAUUUUAGUGUAUAUAGUUUAAAUAUAGAUACAUAUAUAUGUAAGUGAAAUUUAACUAAUAGAUAUCACUUUGACCAAAGUCCGAAGGUUUGUUUUGAUUCAUUCUACUCGUGUCAUAAAUCCACAAGUUGAUUGUCAAUACAGAUAACAAUUACAAUGCAGUGCUUCAGAUUAUUUGCAAAUGUCCUUAACGUAUCUAGAGGUACUUUCAACCGACACAUUGUCUCACUUUCUAUGUUGCCAGAUACACAUCAGAUGCUGCAUAAAACAUGCAGAGACUUUGCGGAAGAGGAAUUGAAGCCUAUCGCAGCAGAAGUUGAUAAGAAACACCUUUUUCCAAAAGAGCAAGUGAAAAAGAUGGGUGAAUUAGGUCUCAUGGGUUUAUGCGUUCCCGAGAAAUUCGGUGGCACGGAACUGGAUUAUCUGGCCUAUGCUGUAGCCCUGGAGGAAAUUUCCAGGGGUUGCGCGAGUGCUGGAGUUAUAAUGAGUGUGAAUAAUUCGCUCUACUCAGGACCCAUCGACAAAUUUGGAAAUGAUAAACAGAAAGAGAAGUACAUCGCUCCCUUUAUGAGCGGCGAAAAGAUUGGUUGCUUCGCUCUGAGCGAGCCGGGCAAUGGAUCAGACGCUGGUGCCGCGUCCACCACCGCCAAGGCAAAUGGCAACGUUUACACGAUCAACGGCACCAAGUCGUGGAUAACGAACGGGUACGAAGCCGGGGCGAUCGUUCUCUUCGCGACGACCGAUAAGUCCAAGAAGCACAAAGGUAUAAGCGCUAUAAUAGUCGACAGUCCAACAACUGGUCUCAGCCUAGGCAAAAAAGAGGAUAAACUCGGCAUACGAGGCAGCAGUACUUGCUCCUUGAUCUUUGAAGAUUGUGAAGUGCCUAGAGAGAAUCUUCUGGGCGAGCCCGGCCUGGGCUUUAAGAUCGCGAUGAUGACUCUAGAUGCUGGCAGAAUAGGAAUCGCCGCACAAGCGUUGGGCAUAGCUCAGGCAUCUCUAGACUGCGCGAUGGAUUACGCGUCCAAGCGCCAAGCUUUCGGCCAGUCCAUCAUCAAGCUGCAAACGAUUCAGCAAAAAAUCGCCGACAUGGCUCUGAAAUUGGAAAGCUCGAGAUUGCUGACGUGGCGGGCGGCUCAGCUUAAAGAUAGCGGUAAACCGUAUACGAAGGAAGCCGCUAUGGCCAAGCUGUCCGCGUCCGAAACCGCCACGUUCUGCGCUCAUCAGUGCAUACAGAUUCUAGGAGGGAUGGGAUACGUGUCGGACAUGCCGGCCGAGCGUCAUUACAGAGACGCGCGUAUCACAGAGAUCUACGAGGGCACAUCGGAAAUCCAGAAGCUUGUCAUAGCCGGAAAUCUCGUCAAAGAGUACGGCCUCAAUUGAAUCGCAAUUUGACUCGCACGUGCAAGGUAAUCCCCGCAAUAUCAUCCUUUCUUUACGUAUUCGAGACAAAAUAUAUUUUGUACGUACUUUAUCGAUAUUAUUAAUUGUAUAUAAUUAGCAUGUGUACCCAUAUAUUUUUAUACGGAGAAAAAAGUUGAAAUAAAUUUUUAUACACCA
This is a messenger RNA of Linepithema humile (Argentine ant), 1665 nucleotides long. It is a transcript of the gene Arc42, whose product is annotated as Activator-recruited cofactor subunit 42. Gene Ontology annotation, molecular function: flavin adenine dinucleotide binding. Lineage: Eukaryota; Metazoa; Arthropoda; Insecta; Hymenoptera; Formicidae. Gene Ontology annotation, biological process: fatty acid beta-oxidation using acyl-CoA dehydrogenase; butyrate catabolic process. The record is from RefSeq and is a predicted model, not a curated record. Gene Ontology annotation, cellular component: mitochondrion.